AUGCUCUUUCUAUUGCCAGCAUUGCCUACGUAUGAUCGUGCGGCUAUGCAAUUCAGGAUAAUUGAAUUACAAGUAGGUAAUACAGGCGGUGGGAUCUGUUGGUUGGUAAAUGUCUUGCGAACGGCCAACAAUCAUUAA
Messenger RNA from Paraglomus occultum, 138 nucleotides. The record is from the annotation of a GenBank genome assembly. Lineage: Eukaryota; Fungi; Glomeromycota; Glomeromycetes; Paraglomerales; Paraglomeraceae.